AUGGAGACUAUCACCGAUCCCAGCUGCAUCGACCGCCGCUUCGCCAAAACCACCAACCUCGCGUCCGCCGCCCUCAACGCCUCGAUCCUCGCCUGCAGCAACGAGUUCUUCGCCGCCGCCGCCAACCUGCUCACGCCCGCCGCCCCCGUCCACCGCCCCGGCCUCUUCGUGCACUCGGGGCGCCUGCCCUUUGACUGGGCCAUCGUCAAGCUCGGCGUGCGCAGCGCCGUCAUCGAGGGCGUCGAGAUUGACACCCGCGCACUUUGUCCGCCAACUACGGGCGACAAACGCCUCUGCCUGCUCCAUGUGCGUCUGCGGAUGUAUCCCGACGGCGGCAUCGCGCGCCUCCGCCUCUACGGCCACGCCCUCCCGCCCUCCCUCCCUGUCACCAUAACAUCCACACCCCUCGAGGAGCUCUCCUCCGCCCUCUACGGCGCCCUCGUCACCGCCGCCAGCAACCAGCACUUCACCCCCGCCGCGAACCUACUCCUGCCCGGCCGCGGCAUCAACAUGGGCGACGGCUGGGAGACCGCCCGCUCCCGCCGCCCCGGACACGUCGACUGGGCCGUCGUCAGGCUCGCUCUGCCCGGCUCCGUCGAGCGCAUCGUCGUCGAUACAAAGGACUUUCGCGGCAACUUCCCGCAGGCCGUGCGCGUCCAUGGCAUCGCGUGCUCUGGCCCGGAGGAUCCCGCCCAUGACCACCCGGACUGGGUCGAAGUGGUCAGCGGAGACCGGCCGUGCAGGGCGGAUGCCGAGCAUGUCUUUGACGGCGACGACCUGGCCCCCGCGACCAGGUCCGUAACCGGCUUCACGCAUCUGAAACUGACCAUGGUCCCGGAUGGAGGCAUCAAGCGAUUUCGGGCUUUUGGCCGGAGAAAGAAGAACAAAUGCAAGUCACGCCGAAUUAACCAAGUAAUAAUGGCAUCAUGGUUCUUCGCGGCGACCAGCAAUGACAAAACAAGGCGCUGCAAUAACAUUUCAGACCAUCCAAGGCCGUAA
Uncinocarpus reesii 1704 is the source of this 999-nucleotide messenger RNA. RefSeq lists its product as uncharacterized. Gene Ontology annotation, biological process: allantoin catabolic process. Gene Ontology annotation, molecular function: allantoicase activity. The coding region runs from base 1 to 999 and encodes 332 amino acids. The transcript is spliced from 4 exons. Lineage: Eukaryota; Fungi; Ascomycota; Eurotiomycetes; Onygenales; Onygenaceae. The record is from RefSeq and is a predicted model, not a curated record.